This is a messenger RNA of Melozone crissalis (California towhee), 5358 nucleotides long. Its product is annotated as protocadherin-16-like. NCBI's taxonomy places the organism in Eukaryota, Metazoa, Chordata, Aves, Passeriformes, Passerellidae. The transcript is spliced from 5 exons. Gene Ontology annotation, cellular component: plasma membrane. Gene Ontology annotation, biological process: homophilic cell-cell adhesion. Gene Ontology annotation, molecular function: calcium ion binding. Bases 1 to 5358 code for a protein of 1785 amino acids. The record is from RefSeq and is a predicted model, not a curated record.
AUGGGCGAGCGUUGCUGUGCGGCGGUGGUGCGGGUGCUGGUGCUGCAGGCGGCCUGGGCGCUGUCGGGCGGGCAGGUGCGCUACUCGGUGCCGGAGGAAGCCAAGGCCGGCACGGUGGUGGGCCGUCUGGCGCAGGACCUGGGCCUGGAGGCGGGCGAGGCGGAGGCGCGGCGGCUGCGGCUGGUGGCGCCGGGCCGGCGGGCGAGCGUGGAGGUGAGCGGGGCGAGCGGCGCGCUGCUGGUGAGCUCGCGGCUGGACCGGGAGGAGCUGUGCGGCAAGAGCGCGCCGUGCGCGCUGCGCCUGGAGGUGCUGCUGGAGCGGCCGCUGCGCGUCUUCCAUGUGCAGCUGGAGGUCACCGACAUCAACGACAAUGCCCCCGUCUUCCCCGCCGCCCGGAAAAACCUCAGCAUGGCGGAAUCAUCUGUGCCGGGGUCUCGUUUCCCGCUGGAGGGCGCGUCAGAUGCGGAUAUCGGACCGAAUGCGCAGCUGUCCUAUGCACUCAGCCCCAGCGAGUAUUUCUCUCUGGAUUUACAAAAAACGGAGGAGGACGGUGAGUCCUUAUUCCUGGUGCUCAGGAAGACGCUGGAUCGCGAGACCGUUCCCGUGCACCGGUUGUUGCUGACGGCGAGUGACGGGGGCCGGCCGUCUCUGACGGGUACAAUGGCGCUGGUGAUCCUGGUGGUGGAUGCGAACGACAACGCCCCUCAGUUCAACCAGUCAGUGUAUAAAGUACAGCUGCCAGAAAAUGCAGAACGCGGCACCUUAGUCAUCAAACUAAAUGCCACGGAUUUAGAUGAAGGGUCGAACAGAAAUAUCUCGUAUUCACUCGAGACUCUGUUCCCUCAGGAUAGAAAUGAUGUUUUUGGAAUAGACAGGAAGAGCGGAGAGGUUCGUCUCAGGAAUGAUUUAGACUUUGAGGAUGUUCGUCUAUACCGCCUGCAAGUGGAUGCUACAGAUCAAGGAAACCCUCCCCUUUCGGGUCACUGCAAGGUGGUGCUGGAGGUGGUGGACGUGAACGACAACUCUCCGGAGGUGUGGGUGACGUCGCUGUCGGUGCCGGUGCCCGAGGACGCGUCGUUGGGGACGGUGGUGGCCCUGCUGAGCGUGUCGGACCGGGACUCGGGCGAGAACGGUCGCGUGCGGUGCUGGGUGUGGCCGGCGUCGCCGUUCGGUCUGGAGGCGACGUUCGCGGGCUCGUACUCGCUGGUGCUGCGCGAGGCGCUGGACCGGGAGCGGGUGUCGGAGUACGAGGUGGAGGUGCGUGCGGAGGACGGCGGGGCGCCGGCGCUGCGCGCCAGCCGCGGGCUGCGGGUGCCGGUGUUGGACGUGAACGACAACGCGCCCUCAUUCGCGCAGGCCGUGUACACGGUGUUGGCGCGGGAGAACAACGCGGCGGGCGCGGAGCUGGCGCGGCUGUGGGCGCGGGACCCGGACGAGGCGGCCAACGGGCGCGUCAGCUACUCGGUGUGGGACGGUGGCGUGGGCGUGGGCGGCGGCGGGGCCGCGGGGUCGUCGUCGUCGGGCGUUGGGUGGCGUCCGGCGUCGAGCUACGUGUCGGUGGACGCGGAGAGCGGGCGUCUGUGGGCGCUGCAGCCCUUGGACUACGAGGAGCUGCAGGUGCUGCAGUUCGAGGUGCGCGCGGUGGACGCGGGGGAGCCGCCGCUGAGCGGCAACGCCACGGUGCAGCUGUUCGUGCUGGACGAGAACGACAACGCGCCGGCGCUGCUGCCGCCCGCGGGCUCGGCAGCGGAGGCGGGCGGCGUGGCGGCGGCGGAGGCGGCUUUGUCGCUGUCGGGGGCGGGCUCGGAGUCGGGCACGCUGUGGGCGUGGGCGGCGUGGGGGGCGCCGGCGGGGCAGGUGGUGGCCAAGAUCCGCGCCGUGGACGCCGACUCGGGCUACAACGCGUGGCUGCGCUACGAGCUGUGGGAGCCGCGGGGCAAGGGCCCGUUCCGCGUGGGGCUCUACAGCGGCGAGGUGAGCACGGCGCGGGCGCUGGACGAGGCGGACGGGCCUCGCCAGAGGCUGCUGAUCGUCGUGCGCGACCACGGCGAGCCGGCGCGCUCGGCCACGGCCACGCUCAGCGUGUCGCUGCUCGAGGCCGCCGAGGCGGCGCUGGCCGCGGGAUCCUCGUCGUCGUCGUCGUUGUCGGCGGUGUCGCGCUCGGCGGCGGGCGUGGAGCUCGGGGCCGGGGCGGCGAGCGCGGCCACCAACGUGUGGCUGGUGGUGGCCAUCUGCGCCGUGUCCAGCCUCUUCCUGCUGGCCGUGGUGCUGUACGGGGCGUCGCGCUGGGCGCCGCGGGCGGCCGUGCUCUCGGCGCCCGGGCCCACGACGCUCGUGUGCGCCAGCGAAGUGGGCAGCUGGUCCUACUCGCAGCGCCACAGCCGCAGCCUGUGCGUGGCGGACGGCGCUGCCAAGAGCGACCUCAUGGUUUUCAGCCCCAACUUCCCUCCGCCGCCGCCCGCUCCUGCAGCCAAGGACACGCAGCCGGAGCCCUCCGCUCUCCUCGACACGGUCAGUGCCACUGCUUUCAUUCCCCUUUGCGGAGCGCGCGAGGCGGCGGAGCAGCGCACGGUGUCGCUGCAGGCUCAGGAACGGGUCCGUGUGGGCGGCUCCGCCCCGGUGCGGCGGAGAGCCCGGCUAGCGGCGGCGGCGGCGGGCAGAGCGGCAGGAAGGAUGGGCGAGCGUUGUUGUGCAGCGGUGGUGCGGGUGCUGGUGCUGCAGGCGGCCUGGGCGCUGUCGGGCGGGCAGGUGCGCUACUCGGUGCCGGAGGAAGCCAAGGCCGGCACGGUGGUGGGCCGUCUGGCGCAGGACCUGGGCCUGGAGGCGGGCGAGGCGGAGGCGCGGCGGCUGCGGCUGGUGGCGCCGGGCCGGCGGGCGAGCGUGGAGGUGAGCGGGGCGAGCGGCGCGCUGCUGGUGAGCUCGCGGCUGGACCGGGAGGAGCUGUGCGGCAAGAGCGCGCCGUGCGCGCUGCGCCUGGAGGUGCUGCUGGAGCGGCCGCUGCGCGUCUUCCAUGUGCAGCUGGAGGUCACCGACAUCAACGACAAUGCCCCCGUCUUCCCCGCCGCUCGCAAAAACCUCACUUUAUCGGAGAACUCGCCUACUGGGUUUCGUUUCCCGCUAGAGAGCGCAUCCGAUGCGGAUAUCGGAGCGAACGCGCAGCUGUCCUAUACACUCAGCCCCAGCGAGCAUUUUAGCUUGGAAGUGAAAGCCAAGGACGAAAAUAAAAUCUCCGUACUGCUCGUAUUAACGAAACCUCUGGACCGCGAGACGAUUCCCGUGCACCGGUUGUUGCUCACGGCGAGUGACGGGGGCCGGCCGUCUCUGACGGGGACAAUGGAGUUGGUGAUCUCAGUGCUGGAUGUGAACGACAAUGCGCCCCAGUUCAACCAGUCGUUGUAUAAAGUGCAGUUACCGGAAAAUACGACCCCUGGAACUGUGUUUUUCCAGCUAACAGCGACAGACAAUGAUGAGGGAAUUAAUCAAGAAAUAUAUUAUUCUUUUAGCGAUGCGGUUUCUGCCAAAAUUCAGGACCAUUUCAAAAUUGACGAAAAAUCUGGGGAAAUACGGACUGCCGGGGAAUUGGAUUUCGAGGACACUCAGUCAUAUGACUUAGAGAUUGAAGCAAGAGAUAAAGGAACACCCUCGCUUUCGGGUCACUGCAGCGUGGAUCUGAAGGUUCUGGACAUGAAUGACAACGCUCCGGAGGUGUGGGUGACGUCGCUGUCGGUGCCGGUGCCCGAGGACGCGUCGUUGGGGACGGUGGUGGCCCUGCUGAGCGUGUCGGACCGGGACUCGGGCGAGAACGGUCGCGUGCGGUGCUGGGUGUGGCCGGCGUCGCCGUUCGGUCUGGAGGCGACGUUCGCGGGCUCGUACUCGCUGGUGCUGCGCGAGGCGCUGGACCGGGAGCGGGUGUCGGAGUACGAGGUGGAGGUGCGUGCGCAGGACGGCGGGACGCCGGCGCUGCGCGCCAGCCGCGGGCUGCGGGUGCCGGUGUCGGACGUGAACGACAACGCGCCCUUGUUCGCGCAGGCCGUGUACACGGUGCUGGCGCGGGAGAACAACGCGGCGGGCGCGGAGCUGGCGCGGCUGUGGGCGCGGGACCCGGACGAGGCGGCCAACGGGCGCGUCAGCUACUCGGUGUGGGACGGCGGCGUGGGCGUGGGCGGCGGCGGGGCCGCGGGGUCGUCGUCGGGUGGCGUUGGGUGGCGUCCGGCGUCGAGCUACGUGUCGGUGGACGCGGAGAGCGGGCGUCUGUGGGCGCUGCAGCCCUUGGACUACGAGGAGCUGCAGGUGCUGCAGUUCGAGGUGCGCGCGGUGGACGCGGGGGAGCCGCCGCUGAGCGGCAACGCCACGGUGCAGCUGUUCGUGCUGGACGAGAACGACAACGCGCCGGCGCUGCUGCCGCCCGCGGGCUCGGCAGCGGAGGCGGGCGGCGUGGCGGCGGCGGAGGCGGCUUUGUCGCUGUCGGGGGCGGGCUCGGAGUCGGGCACGCUGUGGGCGUGGGCGGCGUGGGGGGCGCCGGCGGGGCAGGUGGUGGCCAAGAUCCGCGCCGUGGACGCCGACUCGGGCUACAACGCGUGGCUGCGCUACGAGCUGUGGGAGCCGCGGGGCAAGGGCCCGUUCCGCGUGGGGCUCUACAGCGGCGAGGUGAGCACGGCGCGGGCGCUGGACGAGGCGGACGGGCCUCGCCAGAGGCUGCUGAUCGUCGUGCGCGACCACGGCGAGCCGGCGCGCUCGGCCACGGCCACGCUCAGCGUGUCGCUGCUCGAGGCCGCCGAGGCGGCGCUGGCCGCGGGAUCCUCGUCGGCGUCGUCGUCGUCCUCAGCGGUGUCGCGCUCGGCGGCGGGCGUGGAGCUCGGGGCCGGGGCGGCGAGCGCGGCCACCAACGUGUGGCUGGUGGUGGCCAUCUGCGCCGUGUCCAGCCUCUUCCUGCUGGCCGUGGUGCUGUACGGGGCGUCGCGCUGGGCGCCGCGGGCGGCCGUGCUCUCGGCGCCCGGGCCCACGACGCUCGUGUGCGCCAGCGAAGUGGGCAGCUGGUCCUACUUGCAGCGCCACAGCCGCAGCCUGUGCGUGGCGGACGGCGCUGCCAAGAGCGACCACAUGGUUUUCAGCCCCAACUUCCCUCCGCCGCCGCCCGCUCCUGCAGCCAAGGACGCGCAGCUGGAGCCCUCUGCUCUUCUCGACACGGUCAGUGCUACUGCUGUGCUCGCCUCUAAACUCUCGUCCUGUGUUUUCCACUCGAGGUUGCUGAAGUUCUGCAUUCCAGCUGAGAUAUCACGUAAUAAGAGCUGGUGGAUCCGAAUACUUUUGUUUGCUGUGCGGCGCUGGAUGCGGCACGCGAGAUACCAGAAUGGGUAA